Messenger RNA from Symbiodinium pilosum, 987 nucleotides. Lineage: Eukaryota; Dinophyceae; Suessiales; Symbiodiniaceae. The record is from the annotation of a GenBank genome assembly.
AUGAGGGUUGCUGUGACCUUUGAGAUGGGGUGCGUCCUGGAGCGGGACGCCGACAAGAACGUUGUGCAUAAAGACCCAGCUGACUUCUUCCCAGCGCCGCAGGCUGUCUUCCUCUACGAUGAGCAGGCACUGCCUACCAACGGGAAGAAGACCUUGCGGAUCAGUCUCUUGGGCCCUCCCUUUGGCGACCUGGGCCGGAGAACGCAGGGGCGGCAGUGGCCCUAUGGCCUGCAGGAGCUGCUACUGCAUUUUUCCACGGUCCACCUGGAGACAGGGCCUGGGGCCGGCAAGGCAGUGAGAACCCACGUCCGGCCACUUUGUGCUGCACGCCCGGAGGCGGUCGCACGCCUGCUUUGGAUUCUGGGAGGCUCUUGGCUCCUUCAAAUGUCCAACGUGGUUGCAGUACUUUGGCUAAGCACGGCCGCUUUGAUCUCUGGAGGCUCUCUAUAUGGCGCUUUGGUGCUAUUGACCCUGGCUUUCCCUGCGCUUUUAUGGCAGAUGCUCUGCCGACCUGGCAGGUUAGUCUGGCUUGAUCAUCAAAGCAACAAGAUCGGCAACUUCUUGCUUUUCAUCCUAACCCCCUUGGGCAUGCUGGGUUUCGUAAGCCUGGCCUCCUGCCUUCACGUCUGGAGGUUGUUCAAGUUCCUCCUAAAGCUUCGCUUCCAUGUUCCUACCGGCCUGGCUCUUCCUGUCGACAUGAAGCAAUGGUACAUAUACGAGGCCUUUCGGGAAGAUGCUCGAAUUUUCGGGGAUUUGCCCCGCAUCUUCCUCUGCGCCUUCGCCCUGACCAACCGCCUCCUCCUGCAGCCUAAGCUCUGGCCCGACACCGACAUGCUUGGAGAGGCCACCGUCGCCAGCGCUGAGUGCGUUGCCUUGAUUUGCGCUGCGGCAUCUUAUCUCUUGGGCCUGAUUCCAGCCAGACGGCAGGUGAGCCGUGAAGCCAAGGGGGUCGUCAUACAGCACGUGCUGAAUGGAGUGCUUCGCUAG